Molecule: messenger RNA, 588 nt
Organism: Solanum stenotomum
Lineage: Eukaryota; Viridiplantae; Streptophyta; Magnoliopsida; Solanales; Solanaceae
Exons: 1
Coding region: 1-588 (195 amino acids)
Biological process (GO): base-excision repair
Cellular component (GO): nucleus
Molecular function (GO): DNA-(apurinic or apyrimidinic site) endonuclease activity; DNA binding; double-stranded DNA 3'-5' DNA exonuclease activity
Source: RefSeq, a predicted model, not a curated record
AUGAUGAAGUUUAAGCUAAUAUCAUGGAAUGUUAGGGGAUUAAACGAUAGGGAGAAGAGAAGGGUUGUACAUAGUUUGUUGUCUAGAUGGAGAGCAGAUAUAGUUUGUCUCCAAGAAACAAAAAUUGAAGGGGAUAUUUCAGAGAUGAUAAAGCAGAUUUGGGGAGGCAGGUGGAUUAGAUAUGCCUGUCUAGAAGCAAGUGGAACAAGAGGAGGUAUCUUAUUGAUGUGGGAUGCGAGGGCAUGGAUGGGGGAGGUCUUGGAAAUUGGUUCUUACACAAUUACUUGUAAGUUUGAAUCACAAACCCAGAAUUUUAGCUGCCAUAUAUCUGGAGUGUAUGCUCCUAACUGUUACAAGGAAAGGAAACUUGUAUGGGAAGAAUUGAGCUCAGUAAGGGGGCUGAUGGAGGGACCCUGGGCAAUGUGUGGGGACUUCAAUGUAUCUAGGUACAUAUCUGAGAAGAAGAACUGCAACAGAAGAACUAAGGGAAUGAGAGAGUUUUCUGAUUUCAUAGAGGACAUGGAAUUAGUUGACAUGCAAUUAGAAGAUGCUGCAUACAGACCAACAGGAGGCAGCCUCCUGAAUUGA